AUGGAGUCAUUGCCAAUUGAAAUACGACAAGAUAUAUAUAAAAAAUGCGAUAUAGCAUCACUAUCCAAUUUCCUCCGAGUUAAUAGACAAUUUUGCCAUGAAAUAGUGCCAAUUCUUUGGGCCGACCCACUAACAGUAGGAAAGAGGUCGUUGUCACCUCAAACGAGGCAAACGGAAUCAGCAACACUUGCAUUUCCAGAUAAUACCGCAAAAAUUAUAGAUGUCUAUGUCGCGGAUUUCUCUAAAGAUACUUGGAAUAAUCUUCGUAGCUACGGAAUCCAACCACCAUUAGAUCUGCAAGCACCAACAUUCAAAUACGUUUCAUUUUUGCGUCAUUAUGAACCGAGAGCGGUAGAUUUUGCAGCAGGCGCGUGGUUAAAGAAGAAUCAGCGCAUAGAUCAAAAGAAACGCAGAAUAUUCGUAGAAUCGUUGUGUCAUCUCUUGCUAAACAAUGCCAAACGCAUUCAAUCGUGUUACUAUGACGUGGAAAAUGAUGUUGACUUUUGGGGCUCGAUUCCUCGAGAACGCUCAAAGUAUUUAAUUUUUGAAAAUCUCAGAGAAUUGAGAAUAAAAGGAAUCCAUGAAACCACCAAUUUGCGAGAUUUCUUUGAAAAUUUUGCUGAAUAUUGCCAUUCGCUGUAUGGAAUCAAACUCGACUGUUAUAAAGAUUCGGACAUUACCGAAGAGAUAAAUGACACUUAUAUCGGAUUACGAAAUGUGAUCGUAGCGCAAAAAGAUUUUCAAUGGCUUGAACUUACCCAUUCAUCCGCCUUUGCUAUCAAAUUUGUCAGUAGUAGUUUUGAUGCCUUGUCGAAUGCACUAAGAGCGCUCAGAUUUUACAGAAUUGAUUUUGGCGCAUUCAAAACUGAGAGUAUCUUCCUGGGGUUAAAAUUUUGCAAUAAUCUUGUCGCUUUAGAUUUCUUCGAGUGCAUGAAAUUAGAACAAGAAACGUGGAUCAAUACAGCAAAGUAUUUCAAGAAGCUAGAAUUUUUAGCUAUUGAAAUUCGAUCAGCGGAUUCAAUGCCACUCGAAUUCAUCAAUAAAAUAAUUAGAACAAGCGAUCAGAAUCUUCAGCAUCUUUUGGUUUCUCAGAAUGCGCGUCUUUCCGUAUUUGAGAAGAAUUAUAUAACUCAGACGCUCAUACCAUUGAUCUUGAAGCACAGCCGAAAUCUCCGCACCGUCAAUUUCCCGGAUUUUAGAAUGGAGAAUGCAAUCACUCUUCUGGAAAAUUGUUCAAAACUCGAGCACGUUGACGUUUAUUCGUCAGAUCUUGAUCAAGCUUUUAGAACAAUGGCUGAGAAACUUCCAAAUACUUGCGUAUCUAUUGGAUUCCAUGAUUUAUCGUUUCUUUUGGAAAAUUUGGAAGAGUAUGAGGAUGUUAUAAUUGAAUUUCUGGAGGCAACCCAUCAUCAUUUAGCAUAUUGUUCAAUCUAUCCCUACAACCUCAAUGAUUUCACACUUGAUGAAAAGAUUUUCAAAUAUGGUGUCAGCCUGGAGAAGAAGCCCGUGUAUGAAAGUAAGAUUUUUACAUUUUGA
Messenger RNA from Ambispora leptoticha, 1536 nucleotides. NCBI's taxonomy places the organism in Eukaryota, Fungi, Glomeromycota, Glomeromycetes, Archaeosporales, Ambisporaceae. The record is from the annotation of a GenBank genome assembly.